UGAAUACGGAUUGUGGAAGCGAACUUGCGUUGCUCACCGUCCUCGGAACGUGUCCAGAGCACGUCGGCAGAAUGUGCGUGCUUUCGUAGCUCGAACGCGAGCGGCUUCUGCUCCAGCAGUAGUUGUCCUUGUUGUCGAAAUUGUUUUCGCCGCUGUUCCUGGAGCUGAUAGUGUUCUCAGGGUGAUAGAGAGUCUCGCCAAGGAGAAAAUCACCAGUGUUCCGAAAUUGAUCGGAGGCCUCUGAAUUUCGGUCACGACAUCAGACAACCCCCAACAGCCAUGGGCUACGUGUUGGUGCUAUUCAAUUGGAUUAUUUACAUCGUUGAGAUGUCCCGCUUGAUUUCGAGAGGCAUUCGAGCCAUCUUCAAUCACUUCUUCGGUGUUUUCCGUCCGCCUCCGCCGAAAGAUGUCAAAGACCGAGUCGUCGUGGUCGCCGGAGCAGCAUCCGGGCUCGGUAGUGAGAUCUCACAUCGAUUCGCUCGAUUGGGAGCACAGGUGAUCAUGCUAGACAUCGAUGAGCACGCCAACCUACAGGCUGCGAACGAACUGCGACGGAUGGGAAACAAUAAGGUCUUUUCGUUCCCUUGUGACGUUUCCGUCGAAUCGCAAGUGAACGCUGUCGCAGCGAAAAUCUUGAAGUUCUUCGGCAAAGUCGACAUCCUGGUGAAUAAUGCGACCCGGUGUGAGCCUCACUCUGCGUCACCUCUCAUCCAGAGUCCGUCUGAGAGCAUUCAAAAAACUCUCUUUGUUAACCUUUUGUCACACUUCUGGAUGACGCGAGCAUUCCUGCCGUCGAUGAUUGAGAAGAAAUCAGGGCACAUCGUCGCAAUAUCCUCGUUGUCAGGACUCAUGGGUACUUCGAAAUACUCUUCAUUCUGUGCUUCCCAGCAUGGAGUGAUGGGUGCGAUGUCGGCAAUGGCCUCUGAGCUCGAAGACUAUCCGGGUAUCUAUGUGAGCACAGCUUGUCCUGUGGUUGAAGGCCCCAGCGUUGUCGAGAGCGCCCUACCUCCGGCUGUGAGGAAAUUCCUCGAUUUGGAACUUCCUUCUCAAAGAGAAACAGCCUCCCUUAUCGUUGACGCCGUUUUGCGGAAUCGGGAGUUCGUGAUCAUCCCUAGGGGUUUCACGAUACUGCGCUGGAUUGAUCAGUUACUGCCACAGAAGUUGUCGAAGUUCGCGCAGGAAGCCUUCAUGAAAGAAAACUCUGGAACGCCGACGCCCCUCUUCCAGGGGUCCACACUGCGCAUGACGAACGGCAAUUCUUGCCAUUAGGCUGCCGCGUUCGAGGGAUAGCCAUGUAAAGUGUAUGUUCCGUAAUGUAUAUGAUGGCGCAUUGAGCAUUUGCAUUCCUGGCGUCUGUAUAAAAUUGUUUCAUAUAGCUCCCAUGGAUUCAAUUGUCAAACUCAUCCUCGAUAAAAGGAAUCGA
Molecule: messenger RNA, 1423 nt
Organism: Galendromus occidentalis (western predatory mite)
Lineage: Eukaryota; Metazoa; Arthropoda; Arachnida; Mesostigmata; Phytoseiidae
Product: short-chain dehydrogenase/reductase family 16C member 6
Exons: 5
Coding region: 280-1269 (329 amino acids)
Cellular component (GO): lipid droplet
Molecular function (GO): oxidoreductase activity, acting on the CH-OH group of donors, NAD or NADP as acceptor
Source: RefSeq, a predicted model, not a curated record